This is a messenger RNA of Notolabrus celidotus (New Zealand spotty), 2107 nucleotides long. RefSeq names its product protein lifeguard 3-like. The transcript is spliced from 12 exons. Lineage: Eukaryota; Metazoa; Chordata; Actinopteri; Labriformes; Labridae. The coding region runs from base 171 to 1127 and encodes 318 amino acids. The record is from RefSeq and is a predicted model, not a curated record. Gene Ontology annotation, biological process: negative regulation of apoptotic signaling pathway. Gene Ontology annotation, cellular component: Golgi apparatus; membrane; endoplasmic reticulum.
AGGAGUCACCAGCUCUCUACUUACAACAGUAAAAGUAUUAGUUUCAGUGAACAUAUCCUAUUACAAGGAUGAAACCCGCCUGUGGUGUAAGUCUGCAAACCUACAGAGAAAGAGACAGAACAGAGGGGUAUAGCUUCCGUCAAAGGCAGAGAUAGUCCGGUGAAAUCAAGAUGUCCAAAUUGGAUAAUCCACCAUCCUAUGAGGAUGCACUGCACCAUCCAAAGUAUGGACCUUACCCAAACCAGCAACAAUAUGGCCCCCCUCUUCCACCACCUCCAUCUUACAGCCCUGGUCCUGGCUUGAGCCCUGGCCCUCCUAGUUAUUGGAGCCAGGAGGGGAUGUGGGACACCCCUGGAUUCUCUCCAACCAGGGUACGCAACGGAAUACCGACUCUGUCUGCUGGAGUGCCUACAUCAAACCCAGGAGACAUGGAGGAUCUCCUGAGCACUCAAUGGGAAAGCACUUUAAUCAGGCAUGCCUUUAUCAGAAAGGUUUACUUAAUUUUAGCAACACAACUAGCCGUCACCUUCUCAGUUGUUGCUGUCUUUACAUUUGUUACUCCAGUACGGCUGUUUGUCAUCAGAUACCCUGGCAUCUACUGGGCAUCUUUGGUGGUUUAUUUUUUGGUAUAUUCCAUACUCAUCUGCUGCAAAAAAGCAAGGAGGAAUUUCCCAGGGAAUUUUAUUCUGCUUGGAGUAUUUACCCUCGCCUUGUCUUACAUGUCUGGGACCAUUUCAAGCUAUUAUGACACAAAAGCAGUGUUUCUUGCCAUGGGAAUAACAGCAACGGUUUGCGUGAUUGUCACAAUCUUCUGUUUUCAAACCAAGGUAGACUUUACCUCCUGCGGGGGGUUCCUUUGUAUCACAUCCAGUUUGCUCAUGAUCAUUGGGAUUGUUACAGCCGUUGUCCUCGUCUUCCAAUGGGUCCCUUGGCUGCAUAUGCUUUACGCUGCUAUUGGAGCCAUUGUAUACACUCUGUUUUUAGUAUACAACACCCAGCUUCUCAUUGGAAAUCGGGAGGUGUCAAUCAGCCCUGAGGAAUACAUCUACGGAGCUUUGUCCCUCUAUGUGGACAUCGUCCACAUCUUUCUCUUCACCCUACAAGUCAGUGGAGCAUCUAUUGAUUAAGCCCAUGCUUAGAGCUCAUGUUAUUGUCAACUACUUUUCAUUUCCAGGGUAUUAUUUGUUAUUAUGCAUAAAUACUACAUACACACAAGUCUGUCACAUAAGUCGUUUAUUACCAGCUGUCAAUGUUGAAAUUAAAAACUAUUGAUUUGACUAUGAUAAUUUUUUUCCCACCAGUAUUAAGCCUUGCCUUUUUUAGAAUGUGGUACUUGUGUUUGCAUGCUUGUUGUAGCCAUGUACAAUAACAUUGAGACACUAUGUAAUGGGCAUAACAUUUGUAAAUAAAAAUUCAUGAAUGUAUUACGCUUUAGACUGAACUAGUUACUUGUAUCAUGUGUUAGCGUUAACAAAUUCUGAAGAAGUACAUGAGCAAAUCAUUCAAAAAAGGAGACAAAGUAAUUAAAGAUUCAAGAAUUCUUCCAAUUACUUGUGUUUAAUCCUCAAAUGAGUUACAAAACAUGUGUAGUUACAGCCAUACAGCUUGUGACCUCUAUUAUUAGUCCUCAAUCUGAAAAUAAGUGUGACUAAAAAUAUGUACCAAGAGUAGUUUUUGAUAUUCCCAUAGAAAAGAACAUAGAUACACACUCAAUUAAAAGAUGGUUAAAUUGCCCACAGUUUUACAACAAAAAUGAUGGUAGCAAAAUCCUCUCUGUAUUAUGUUAUUUGUUAUAGAAGGAGAACCAACCAUGUACACCGAACACUAUAGUACACCCUACUGCUGAUACAGCUCAAGUCCCUGGUCUUGAUGGCUAUCAGUCUGGUACAUUACCUUUGAAAGGGUGGCACUAGCUCUUAUUUUCUGUAAAUUUCUGUACUCAGUAUUAGUAUUGUGACUAAUCACCAGGAUUUCCUUUUGUAGUCCAGUGAAUUCAGGUGGUGCCCAUGUGAUUGAGGGUUCAAGGUGUAAGGCGCUUGGGGUCACGUGGGAACAUGGAGGUUUGACGCACGUUGUGGAGGCCAAGGUAAAGCAUGCAGACUCUCUC